Molecule: messenger RNA, 3305 nt
Organism: Hypomesus transpacificus
Lineage: Eukaryota; Metazoa; Chordata; Actinopteri; Osmeriformes; Osmeridae
Product: lysophosphatidylcholine acyltransferase 1
Molecular function (GO): calcium ion binding
Source: RefSeq, a predicted model, not a curated record
AUCCUCCAUCCCUCCCUAGCGGGACGACUGGCUAGGUAGGCUACUGCGUACUAAGAAAGCUAUCACCGACUUCAAAUAUCCCUGGCUAAUCCUUUAGCCCUUUACAGCUCCUUGGAAAAGAACACAAUAACCUGUACACCUGAAAUAGACACACUCAAGAAACAACGCCGCGUUUAUUUUCUGACAGAUUUUCCUGUCGCUUUUCGAUAGAAUUCCAUCCAUCCCUUCGCAGAGGAUGAGGCUGCCGACCAGAAGGCAGUGUCCUAUGGAAGGAGAUGGGAAGAAGGAGCAGGCUCCUCCAUUUAGGAACCCCUUUGUGCACGAUUUGAGAUUCACCCCCCUGGAGAAGGCAAAGAUCGCCCUCAUGACAGUGACCCUGUUCCCUGUCCGUCUGUUCCUGGCUGCGUUCAUGAUGCUGCUAGCGUGGCCCUUCGCCUUUGUGGCAUCCAUGGGACGCUCCGAGACCGCCGUGGAGCCCCAGUGUCUGUGGAGGAGACUGGUGGAUGUAGCUCUGAAGACCAUCAUGCGGGUCAUGUGGUUUACCGGAGGCUUCCACUGGAUGUCCGUGAAGGGUCGCCAGGCGCUGCCGGCGGAGGCGCCCAUCCUCACCCUCGCCCCCCACUCCUCCUACUUCGACGCCAUUCCCGUCACCAUGUCCAUGGCGUCCAUCGUGAUGAAGGCUGAGAGCAAAGACAUCCCUCUGUGGGGCACGUUGAUUAAGUACAUCAGGCCCGUGUUCGUGUCGCGCUCCGACCAGAACUCCAGGAAGAAGACCGUGGAGGAGAUCAAGCGCAGGGCACACUCCGGGGGGGAGUGGCCUCAGAUCAUGAUUUUCCCAGAGGGAACAUGCACUAACAGAUCCUGCUUAAUCACAUUCAAGCCAGGAGCCUUCAUUCCUGCUGUGCCAGUGCAGCCUGUGGUGAUUCGCUACCCAAACCCAAUGGACAGCAUCACGUGGACUUGGCAGGGACCCGGAGCGUUUAAAAUCCUGUGGCUAACACUGUGCCAGUUGCACAACGAGUUUGAGAUUGAGUUCCUCCCCAUCUACACCCCUUCUGAGGAGGAAAAGAGGAACCCAGCUCUGUUUGCUAACAAUGUCAGACGGCUCAUGGCCCAGGCCCUGGCAGUGCCCAUCACGGACUACUCGUUUGAGGACUGCCAGCUGGCCAUGGCAGAGGGCCAGCUCAGGCUGCCCGUGGACACGUGCCUGCUGGAGUUCGCCAAGCUGGUCAGGAGAUUGGGACUCAAGCCGCGGAACGUGGAGAAGGUCCUGCAGGAGCACGGGAACCGGGCCCGGAAGCUGGACGGAGAGAAGCUUGGGCUGGAGGGCUUCUCCCAGUACCUGGACGUCCCCGUGUCCGACAUGCUGAGGGACAUGUUCGCCCUCUUCGACGAGCAUGACGAUAACUCCAUGGACAUCAGAGAAUAUGUCAUCGCCUUAUCGGUCGUGUGCCGACCAGCAAGAACUCUGGAAACUAUGAAAUUGGCCUUCAAGAUGUUCGAGGCGGAGGAGGACGGGGCGCUGACGGAGUGUGAGCUGGCCUGCAUCCUGAGAACGGCCCUGGGAGUGGCUCACCUCCGCGUGACACGCCUCUUCAGCGCCAUCGACGUCCACGACACGGGCAAACUCACCUUCGACAAGUUCCGGAGCUUUGUGGCGCUGCACCCGGACUUUGCCGAGGAGUAUCUGUACAGGGACAAUACAAGCCUCCACAGCUGCGGCCACCACGCCAAGCCAAGCCCCUCAGCCAAUGGGAUCUGCCCCGACUUCAGCCCCGGCGACGACCACACGAGCGCCAGCAAGCUGAAGAAACACAACUGAGCCAACAGGUUUUACCCAGAAGCCACCUCUCCUGGAGAGAGCGUGGUGGUGGCGAAUGGUGUCAAGGGCCUGAGCUGUGGGUUGUACCUAGUCAGAACCAACAGUAUCAAAUUUACCCCUUAUUGUUUUUACCAGUAUUAGAAAAUGUUAUGCUGUUCAUUUUUUUUGCUUGGUGAUCGAAACAUUUAGUUACUUUUCUUUGUUUUUUUGUUUAGUUUUUUUUACAUUUUGUAAAAGUUUGAUUUGUUCUUGGAAAGGAACAUUUCAAAAAGCCAAACAGGAGGCACUCUAGAUACAAUUCUUAAAUACUUGAAGGGUGAUCACUUUUUUCCUUUCCUUCUCAUCCAGGGUUUUUUUCUUAGACUGGUCCUGACGGUGCAUGUUUGUUUCAGAUAUAUACAAACGAGGGAAGCAACAACAACAAAAAGGCCCUAGUUACUGAAGUAAACUUUUUUUUUUUGUGUGAACUCAGUGAUUGUUUGUUUCUUUUGUUUGUUAUCCUUCUUAUUCUUUCUAUUGGUAGCUGCCUUUUUUUAUGAAACCCGAGCAGCAGUGGUUGGGGAACUUAAGGGCCUUCAGAGCGCCAGUGACAAUUUUCUGACCAAUCCUCGGCAAGGAUUCAAACUUCUCAGAUUUGAGGUGCGAUAGGGCGAGAGACCACAAAGGAACUGGUUGAUUCAAUAUGAGCCUGUUAUAUAUCAUACACAAAUAUAUAUAUAUAUAUAUAUAUAUAUAUAUAUACAUAUAUUUUCUUUAGCUCAGGGUUCAGUAACAAAAAAUGUAACUUGUAAGAUGUCAUCACAAGACAAGUAUGGUUUUUCCUCGUAUUCCGAGCAUGUUAUCUUCCCGCUGGGCGUUCAAGCUCUCUUUAGAGCAUAUGCUAUUCUCUUCACACAAACCGUCUGCUCCCAAACUCUAUUUUUUCAGUCAGAUAUGCAGAGCUUAUUUUUCAAAAAAAAAAAAAAAAAAAAAAAGGAUGAAAAAAAAAAAAGUUAUAUACUGGUAUGGACCAAAAAUAAAAUGUUCCAAGUGGCGGGUGAGUGUGAGGUUAACUUCAGUUGGCGGUGUUGUGGUAAUGAACCAGUGGUGUAUGGCUUUAAAGGGAAGACAUUGUUUAUCAUACUGUGUACCUCGUGGUGCAUUGUUGUCGUUUUCAUGGUUUGGUGAUCAUCGAGGUCCCAGACUUUUCUCUCAACAACAGCUCCUUUCAGCUAACACAACCUUCCUCCUGCCUGACUGUACACUGCAUGUGAGACACUAGUAACCAGCCCACGUUCUCACUCUCACACACUCCCUCCAAAUAAUACACACUUUGUCUCAACUGGUCAUGAGUGGAGAAGCCAAAACAUUUGAAAUGAACAUCUCGGAUUUCUUUUUUUCAUCUUAUAGAUUUGUCGCCCUAAAGUACUUUGAUGUCUUCCUGGUUUUUGUUGAAAUAAAGGACAGUGGAGCUGAGGAGGCAUCUUCUCAUGGAGUGAAACGA